AUGGCUCCAGGUGAUUUCCAGGUCGAGAGGGUUGCCAUCAUUGGUGCCGGUAUCUCUGGCCUCGUCGCUGCCAAAGAGUGCCUUGAAGAGGGCUUGCUGCCCACCGUCUACGAAGCUCGCCCUUAUAUUGGUGGCCAGUGGCACUACGAAGAACCAGACUCAUUGACCGGAGAAACCUUUUCAUCUGUCUAUGAUGGAGUAGUGUCGAAUACAUGUGCUCUCCGCUCUCAGUUCAGCGACUUCCCUAUGGACCCCGCACAAUAUCCUGAUUACCCGACUCACAAAGACUAUCUGAGAUACAUUCACGAGUAUGCCGGCCACUUUGGAUUGGAGAAAUACAUACUUCUGAACACUGGGGUGAUAUCUUGUGACAAGCAGGGUCACCAAUGGAGAGUGACAACGAGAACAACUGAGGAACUCUUCGGCGCACUCUUUAUCUGUACUGGUAAAGAGAGUGUGCCACAUAUCCCAGCAGUUACUGGUCUGGAACGCUUCGCGGGCCGUGCUAUUCACAGUCAUAUCUACCGCCAGCCGGAGGUCUAUGCCGGAAAGCGAGUGGCAAUAAUUGGCCUCGGCUCUUCAGCAGUUGAUAUCUCAAGUGAAGUCUCCAAACACGCCGAGUCAUGCCAUCUCAUCACUCAGCGAGGAGGCUGGGUCUUGCCCAGAUACGUUAAUGGCAAACUUGUCGAGUCCCUUCAAAGCCGUCUAGUCGAAUAUCUCUUACCUCGUUCCAUUCUCACGUUCAGUUACGAACUUAUUCACCGUAUUGUCAUGGGCGAGGUGCCUCCGGCUCUGAAACCAAAUCAUCGAAUCCUUAUGGCGAAUCCAGUUGUAUCCAACGAAUUCCUUGACCAUAUUCGUGCUGGCCAUAUAGCUCCACACCGAGCCUCCGUUGAGAGUUUUGCUGAAAGUGCCAUCGUUCUCAGUAACGGAGAAACCCUUGAAGUCGACGAAGUCAUUUUCUGUACGGGAUACAACGUCACCAUGCCAGUCAUCGCCGAGGAAACGUACCGUGGAGAAAAACAAAACUCGGUUCAUCUGUAUCGACUCGUUAAUUCUCCGACAUACGAAACCCUCUUCUUCUUGGGCCUGGUGGAGUUUCUAGGGCCCAUUCAUCCGACUGUUGAGCUUCAGGCUCGAUGGGCAGUGGCUUCGCUGACCGGAAGGAUUCAUCUACCUUCAAGGGAGAAGAUGCAAAAGGAGAUCAAGAAAGCUGAGAAAGAGCAAGAAACGAACUUUGUCAAUUCCCGUCGCCAUACGAUAGCGGUACCUGCGCUCGGAUACCAAGAGACUUUGGCCGCUGAUCUUGGUAUCAAGCCCAAUUUCCGAAAGCUUUUCCAGAAAUACAUCUUAAGCAGAAACCCUGCAGAUGGUCUGUCGAUUGUCAAUUACUAUUAUAAUGGGAUGAUCACUUCCGCACCAUACCGACUGUUCGGUCACGGUAAUAAGCCCGAGCUUGCCGAAGCAACAAUACUGCGGAUGUCUAGACAUGAUGACAAGCUGAGCGAGACGGAGGAGAUUCUUUUGACAGCUGAUAGAGUUGUGUGGAACAUAACUGAAAGUGUAUGA
Molecule: messenger RNA, 1569 nt
Organism: Talaromyces marneffei
Lineage: Eukaryota; Fungi; Ascomycota; Eurotiomycetes; Eurotiales; Trichocomaceae
Exons: 4
Coding region: 1-1569 (522 amino acids)
Molecular function (GO): NADP binding; N,N-dimethylaniline monooxygenase activity; flavin adenine dinucleotide binding
Source: RefSeq, a predicted model, not a curated record